This is a messenger RNA of Daucus carota subsp. sativus, 2374 nucleotides long. RefSeq names its product phosphoenolpyruvate carboxykinase (ATP) 1. Gene Ontology annotation, molecular function: ATP binding; phosphoenolpyruvate carboxykinase (ATP) activity. Gene Ontology annotation, biological process: gluconeogenesis. Bases 177 to 2153 code for a protein of 658 amino acids. Lineage: Eukaryota; Viridiplantae; Streptophyta; Magnoliopsida; Apiales; Apiaceae. The record is from RefSeq and is a predicted model, not a curated record. Gene Ontology annotation, cellular component: cytosol. The transcript has 12 exons.
AUCAUCGUUUGUUCUCUCUCUCCCUCCCUCUCCUCUCUCUCUCUCUCUCUCUCUCUUCCCCUCUCUCUCUGACUCUCUCCCUCUCUCUGAUUCUCUCUCCUCUCUCUCUCUCUCUCUGACUCUCUCCCUCUCUCCGACUCUCUCCCCUCUCUCUCUCUCUGUACACAGAAGUGACAAUGAUGAGUGGAAAUCUAGCAAAGAUCGAUACAAGAACGAAAAGAGAUGAUGAGGAGAUCUGUCACGACGACAGUGCCACGCCAGUGAAAGCGCAGACCAUCGACGAGUUACAUUCGCUUCAGAUGAAGAAAUCAGCUCCUUCUACUCCAAUCAAAGGUGGUGGUGCAGGUAGCGCAAGAUCUUCAUUCGAUUCUGCAGUCUCUGAUCAAGACCACCGAAAUAAACAGCAACUCCAGUCCAUCAGUGCAUCACUGGCAUCAUUGACAAGAGAGACCGGGCCGAAGGUGGUGAAAGGGGAUCCAGCAUCAACCAGGAAAGCUGCAGAAACUCCGAAACUAUCCUCUCAUCAUGCUACUGCUACUGCUACUCCUACUCCUAAUAUCAGUGAUAGUUCCCUCAAAUUCACUCACAUCCUCUACAAUCUCUCCCCGGCAGAGCUUUACGAGCAAGCUAUCAAGUAUGAGAAAGGGUCAUUCAUAACUUCAAGCGGAGCUCUAGCCACGCUUUCUGGUGCAAAAACAGGGCGAUCUCCCAGAGACAAACGUGUCGUUAAAGAUGAGUCCACCGCGAAGGAGCUCUGGUGGGGAAAGGGAUCACCCAAUAUUGAGAUGGAUGAGCAGACAUUCUUGGUCAACAGAGAACGAGCUGUUGAUUACUUGUGCUCUUUGGACAAGGUUUUUGUAAACGACCAGUACCUUAAUUGGGAUCCAAAUCACCGUAUCAAAGUCCGUAUUGUAUCUGCCAGAGCUUACCAUUCCUUAUUCAUGCAUAACAUGUGUAUCCGACCAACACCUGAAGAAUUGGAAGAUUUUGGCACCCCAGACUUUACAAUUUACAACUCUGGACAAUUCCCAUGUAACCGAUAUACUCACUACAUGACCUCGUCUACUAGUAUAGAUAUUAAUCUUGCUAGAAGAGAAAUGGUCAUUCUCGGGACUCAAUAUGCUGGGGAAAUGAAAAAAGGCUUGUUCAGCCUAAUGCACUAUCUCAUGCCUAAGCGUCAAAUUUUGUCUCUGCAUUCUGGUUGCAAUAUGGGAAAAGAUGGCGAUGUAGCCCUCUUCUUCGGGCUAUCAGGUACCGGCAAAACUACAUUAUCCACGGAUCAUAAUAGGUACUUGAUUGGAGACGAUGAGCAUUGCUGGAGUGAGAAUGGUGUGUCAAAUAUUGAGGGAGGAUGCUAUGCAAAGUGCAUUGACCUUGUGAGGGAGAAAGAGCCUGAUAUCUGGAACGCCAUCAAGUUUGGAACAGUGGUCGAAAAUGUGGUGUUUGAUGAGCAUACCAGAGAAGUAGACUACUCAGAUAGAUCUGUAUCAGAGAAUACUCGAGCAGCAUACCCAAUAGAGUACAUUCCUAAUGCCAAAAUACCUUGUGUUGGUCCUCACCCGAAGAAUGUCAUUCUUCUUGCCUGCGAUGCAUUUGGCGUGCUUCCACCAGUGAGCAAACUGAGCUUGGCACAGACAAUGUAUCACUUCAUUAGUGGCUACACUGCUCUGGUGGCAGGAACAGAGGAUGGUAUAAAGGAGCCACAAGCUACAUUCUCAGCCUGUUUUGGAGCAGCAUUCAUAAUGCUCCAUCCUACCAAGUACGCAGCCAUGCUGGCUGAGAAAAUGAAAAAACACGGCGCUACAGGUUGGCUAGUUAACACAGGCUGGUCUGGUGGAAGGUACGGAUCAGGCAACCGUAUCAAACUGGCCUACACCCGAAAAAUCAUCGAUGCCAUCCACUCAGGGAGCCUUCUGAAUGCAGACUAUUCCAAAACUGAAGUGUUCGGGCUCGAAAUCCCUACUGUAGUCGAGGGGGUGCCUUCAGAAAUUCUCGACCCUGUGAACACGUGGUCAGACAAGAAAGCUUACAAUGACAACUUGUUGAACUUGGGUGGUCUGUUCAAGAGGAACUUUGAGGUAUUUUUGAACCACAAGAUUGGAACAGAUAACAAAUUGGCUGAGGAGAUUCUGGCAGCUGGUCCGAGAUUUUAGAUUCAGCAGAAGCAGUCAUGUGAGAACAACAAUAUGAAGAAACAGAAGAUGUAACAAACAGAGAAACGCGCCAAAAUCAAGCUAAAUAUUUUUAAUAAAUGGGAAAUUUUGAGAACAUUCAAUAUUAACUAUAACUGGUACUUGGUGCAUGACAAGCAAAAUUUGUAUUUUUGAUACAUUUUCACAAUUAAGUUGAAUAUGGUCAGUAUUCUUUUUCUCUC